This is a messenger RNA of Cavenderia fasciculata, 693 nucleotides long. RefSeq lists its product as uncharacterized. The record is from RefSeq and is a predicted model, not a curated record. The transcript has a single exon. Bases 1 to 693 code for a protein of 230 amino acids. Lineage: Eukaryota; Evosea; Eumycetozoa; Acytosteliales; Cavenderiaceae.
AUGAAUCUAUUAAAAGGACCAAUGGCAAUCAUUACAACCUACGGAGUAGGAGUGAAUGCAGGAGCAGCAUACAUGUUCUACUAUGACAAGCAACAAGCCAUUCAACAUAAAUGGCGUGUCAGAGAGAGUACACUGCAAUUGACUGCAUUGGCAGGUGGUUGGAUCGGUGGCAUGUGGGCCAUGGAACAAUUCAAACACAAACGAGCCAAACAAUCAUUCAAGAAUGUAUACUUUAGUGCCGUUGCAGGUAACAUUGCUAUAUUGAGUGGAUUGGUGUAUGCACUCAAAAAGAGACCUCAAUUAAUACCAGAUCAACUUAGAAAAUUAUUAUUACCUGCUGAACAACAUCAACAUCAACAUCACAGCCAUCAACAAACAUAUACAACCAAUAAACAUCAUAAUAAUCAAAAUAAUUAUAAUAACAACAACAACAAUUAUAACAAUAACAAUAACAAUAAUAGAUCAAUUAAAUUUAAUAGAAAUAAUAACAAUCAAAAUAAUAAUAAUAGAUUUACUGAAGAGACAAAUAGUAUCGAACAAGAAUCAAUGGGUGACAAUCAAAAUGAUAAUAAUAAUAAUAACAAUAUUCAUAAUAAUAAUAAGCGUAAUAAUAAUAGUAAUAAUAAUAACUACCAAGGUGGAGGAAAAAAGAAUAGAUAUAAUCACAAGAAGAAUAAACAAGACCACUACUAA